UUUGUGUGCCGUUAUUGGUCAGUGAUGUAGGAGGAUCCUUGACUUUGUUUUGUGUGUUUAAAUGUGAACAGGCUGAAAUGAGGCGCUCGUGUUCAGGCGUGUCGGCAGCAGCUCUCGUUUUCACUUCGCGUUUGGCGAUCAGCUGCUGACGGAACUGAUGUCGAACAUGGACGGACCUACACAAACCCCGAACCCCGAGGGCUGCUUCGAGCGGUCGUCCUCCACUCUGACGGUCGACGAUGUGUACGAAAUGGCCAAAGUGAUCGGCGCCGAAGUGGAAAAACUGAUCGACGGCUUCGGCAAAGACAGCGUGGUGGGUCUGGUGCCGAAAAUAGUCAAAGUUCUGGAGCUGCUGGAGAACUUCGCUUCCAGGAACCUGAAGGAAGAGGAGCUGCUGAAGACCUUCGAGACCUUACAGCUGCAGCAGCAGAAGAAAAGAGCAGCGAAAGAAAGCGAGGAGAGCGGCGACAAACGGGAGAUACAGGAGUUGCAACAGAAGGAGCAGCAGUGGAGGAGGAGGUGUGAGGAGCUGCAGGUGCAGGUGCAGCAGCUACAGGUGGACAGGGAGGACCUGCAGAACAGGCUGAAAGGCAGCCAUGCUCAUGAAGAUCGUGUUCAGCGGCAGGAGCGGGAGGUGAUGCUGAAGCUGAAGGAGGUGGUGGACAAACAGAGAGAUGAGCUGAGGGCUAAAGUCCAGCAGAUAAGCACCAUCUCCAAAGAAGCAGAGGCGCUUCAGGAGCAGCUGGAGCGUUUCAUGAAGAUGAAUGCGGAGCUGCACCACAAGCACAAUGCGCUGCAGGCCCAGCUCAAGAGCACCGUGGAGAGGAAAGCCGACAUGGAGGCCGACCUGAAAGAGAAAAUCAAAGAGAUCGAGAACUUCCAUGCACGUCUGGACAAAAGCAAGAGCAGCAGCAGGAGCAGCAGCAGCCCUCCCAGCUUACAACAGACGCCUCAGGAGGCGACGAAGCAGCCAAAUGCUGAACAGAAAGAUGCUGACCAGCCGUGCUUCACCAAGAAGGAGGUGCGCGACAUCAUCUUUGAGAGGAACGAGCUCAAAACCAACUUGUUUCUGGUGCAGGAGGAGCUCAGCUACUACCAGAGGCAGAUCGUGAACGAGGAGAUGUGUUCUGGCUUCCUGUUACAAGCCGUCAAAUCAGCCAUCAAAAAAAGGAAAACCAUCAUUAAAGCCAAAAUGCUCGGAAUCCCCGUGAACGAAUGCAGCAGUGAUGAGGAGGAGAAGAGUUGUCUGAAUGAGAGCACAGAAGUGGACGGACCUGACAAACCUGCCGGAUCACGCAUUAGAAACCUUUUUGGUUUCCUGACGUGGUCGGGCAGCAGCCAGAGUCCCACUCACACAAAUGACUCCCCGUCUACCUGGGAGCUCAUCGAAGACCGAGAGGUUGACAAGGAGGUGGAGGAGCAGCGGCGGCCGUCUUCCUGAUCUUGGUACUGACCCGAGACCUGUGAGAUCCUGCGAGUCCCUCAGUCUCCAUCAAAACAAGAUUUACUGUUGGCCAAAGAGCAAGAAACGAGGUCAGAGUGGAUCGUCAUUAUGCGACUGUGAGGAGCAAAAAUGUGUCGGUACUGACCAUUUUCAACAACUUUCUCACACUAUCAGGGCUCCACAUUGCCAUUUGCUCACUGGCCCGGCGGUGACUUGGCCCACUUUCGGGCCACUAUGGGCCAGUAAAUUUAUAAUAUAACUCAAUGCUAAAAUACCCUUGGCCGUACGAGAAUUGUCUUCUUUAUAAUUUGCAGUUCAUUAAUUUUUAAGAUUCUAUUGUCUUACGUACAGUUUGUACAUGUUCAGUAAAGCCCCUCUAUCAAUCGAUCAAUCACUCAAUCAGUCAUAAACAAUAUUUACAUUUUAACAGCGUCUGCAGGGGGGCAUGCGCGUGCAUGUAAAUGAGCUUUUGACAAGAGAGGAAAUUAGCUUUGAAUUAGCAGAAGUUAGUGCGCAUGCUAACGGCAGCUAAAUGUCUUCUAAAUCACUUCAGAGGUGUUUUUAGGUUCCAAAAACAGCAUUUUCAGUUUUAGAAGUGUUUAUUUCUUGCUAGCUUUUACAUAAUAUAUGAUAAAAGUGUUGUAUUUAUCAAAAAAUGAAGCAAAGUUAGCAGCUAGCGACACCAGGAAGUGACAACACCACUCUAAUAUUCGUGAGAUCAUACCAUAAAAAUAGGAAGAGAAUGUGAAUUUUUAUCCUCUUACAAUACGUCAAAGUUAGCCAUCUUUUAACUUGCCCAAGGGCCGUGUCCCAAGAAUGUUCCUGUAAAUUUGAAGACUCUGACAGCAAUAGAACUAGACUUAUGCUGAACACAGGCAGACGGACGGACGAAAAGCCUUCGUAAUACCCGAUGGCCAUAUUUGAUGGCCUUGAGUAAAAAUGAUGGCCCACUCGGGUCACUACAAAUAUUCACAAAAUUCAAAUUGUUUUACCAUUUUUUUCCGGCGGCAAAGUCAAAUUUCUUCACAUCUCCUUGUCAUCAAAAUUCAGUGAGUCCGACGUGUUUGUAAAUAAGAACGCUCUGAAAGAAUGAAACUCUAAUAUGUUUAAAUUACAACCACUCAAACCCAGGAAAAAGGUCAGUUCCAACUAAAAACAAAUUCAUUCACGGCACUUAAAUGGUAAGUGAAAUGUAAAAUAAAUUAAAUUAGUGCAUGCAGGGUCAGUUACAACUAAGCAAAAAUAAAAGGUUAAAUAGUAACAAUUUAACACUUUUAAUGUUAAUCUGCACAAGUCUUAUUGACAUGCUUAACAAUGAAUAACAUGUAAAUAAGUAACAGACAAAGUUAUAUACAAAUUAAGUUCAAAUAUAAACAUGUUCAAACAAAAACUGAAAU
This is a messenger RNA of Thalassophryne amazonica, 2841 nucleotides long. Its product is annotated as RILP-like protein 1. Gene Ontology annotation, biological process: cilium assembly. Lineage: Eukaryota; Metazoa; Chordata; Actinopteri; Batrachoidiformes; Batrachoididae. The transcript has 8 exons. The record is from RefSeq and is a predicted model, not a curated record. The coding region runs from base 158 to 1441 and encodes 427 amino acids. Gene Ontology annotation, cellular component: cytoplasm; ciliary basal body. Gene Ontology annotation, molecular function: protein dimerization activity.